This is a messenger RNA of Salpingoeca rosetta, 2036 nucleotides long. Its product is annotated as glutamate-rich WD repeat containing 1. The record is from RefSeq and is a predicted model, not a curated record. The transcript has 14 exons. Bases 98 to 1525 code for a protein of 475 amino acids. Gene Ontology annotation, molecular function: protein binding. NCBI's taxonomy places the organism in Eukaryota, Choanoflagellata, Craspedida, Salpingoecidae.
GCAAGACAGAGAGAAGAAGCACACACAAACCGCGCACACGUGCACAAGACAAGCAAGGUCAUCCACGCACACGGCUACAAACACGCACACCCCGAGAAUGGCUGGCCGCGGCGAGAUUGAGGAUGAAGAGGUGAAGAGGAUGAUGGAGGGCGAGGAAGGAGAGGAAGGUGGCAUUGACGCCGAUGAGCUGGCAGUUGCCACAGAGAUGGAUGAUGACGGUGAUGAGGGCAUGGCCAACGAUGACGACGAUGAGGGUAACGACGACGACGAUGAGGAUGAAGAGAUGGAAGUGGCUGGCGACGAUGAGGCGCCACCAAGCGAGCAGGUCUACCUUCCUGGCGAUGACGCUGGCGAGGGCGAGCUUGUCAUGGACACAUCAGCAUACAUCUGCCACGCGGAGUUCUCGUUGGAGUGGCCCUGCCUGUCGUUUGACGUGAUGCCCGAUGGCCUGGGCGAUGCCCGCACAUCCUUUCCAAUGUCCUGCUACCUCGUCGCAGGCACACAGGCGCGCGAGUCGCAUCUCAACUCCGUCACCGUCAUGCGCAUCGAGAACAUCACACGCAUCAAGGGCGACGCGGACAACAGCGACGAUGAGGAGGAAGAUGACGACGACGAUGAGCCUCAGAUGUAUCACCGCAGCAUCCCCCACCGUGGCGGCGUCAACCGCGUUCGCGUUGCGCCCUUUGAGGGCUGCGUUGCUGCCACGUGGUCUGAGACCGGCAAAGUGCACAUGUGGGACCUCAGCCCGCUCGCACAGGCCGUCCAAGACCCCAAGAAUGCGCCGCGGAAGGUGAACAGCAAGCCCAUGCACACGUUCAGCGGACACAAGGACGAGGGCUUUGCCAUGGACUGGUCAAAGAUCUCAAAGCUCAAGUUUGCGUCUGGGGACUGCAGCGGGAGAAUACAUGUGUGGGACUACCACGGCGACGCCACAUGGGUUGUCUCGUCCAAGUUUGGCCGUCACGAUGCCUCCGUGGAGGACAUUCAGUGGAGCCCCAACGAGGAAACGGUGUUUGCGUCAUGCUCUGCUGACCGCACGAUUCGCAUCUGGGACACGCGCCAGGGCCCGCGCGAAUGCCUCAAGUGGACAGCACACGACCAGGACGUGAACGUCAUCUCCUGGAACACGCGGGAGCAGGCGUCAUUCUUGAGCGGCGGCGAUGACGGCAUCUUCAAGCUGUGGGACUUCCGCAUGUUCCAAGAGCAACCGUUCCAGCCCACGGGCGUGUUCAAGUGGCACACGCAGCCCAUCACGUCUGUGGAGUGGCAUCCGACAGAUAGCACCGUCCUCGCUGUCUCGGGCGACGAUGACCAGAUUUCGCUUUGGGACACCGCUGUUGAGAGUGACGACACGACAGGCGAGGCGCAGGUGUUCAACGGGCGUGAGGUACCGCCACAACUGCUGUUUGUGCACCAGGGCCAGAAGAACAUCAAGGAGCUCCACUGGCACCCGCAGAUCCCUGGCAUGCUCAUCUCCACAGCCGAGUCUGGCUUCAACAUCUUCAAGACCAUCAGCACGGAGUAGUGCGGAUCAAGAAACGGUCACAUCUUCUCGCCACUGCUGCUACUGCUGCAACGGCUUCUACCACCACUACUUUGGUGUGCUCCUCACAGCUGCUUGUCCUCUUUUAUCUCCCUUCUCCUCCUCGUCACUGCUGCUCGUUGAUUCCCUGCCGCUUGCCCUCGCUCAUGCCACCGUGUCUGUCUCAGUGUGGUGCUGUCGCUGUUACGCAACAGUUGGGCACGCUGCUAGCUGCACUGCAUGGCCGGUUUGUGGCGCGUGUAGUGUUUUACCAUCACCCCAUGCCCUUUUGCUGCAAACAUCAACCUUCAUGCCUUCCUUUGAUCGACAAUUUGAUAGUCCAGCCUCUUCUCUCCUCUUGUUCUUAUUUGCCUCAACGUAUUGUGUUUGUGGUUUGUUCGUGUGCUGCUUAUGUUUGCUUGCAGCACCUGGUUUUGCUCGUUGUCUGUUCAUACACCCUUGUCUGUGUGCGUUUGUGUCCGUGCAUUGAAUGGUACGAAGCGUUCUUAUUGGC